AAUGAUACUUCCCUCCUUGCUCUAUUUUCGUCUUCACGACCCAACCGCCGGAUUAUCUCUUCCUCAGGUCCUCCUCCGUCUUGUCGCGAGUUUCGACCACUCUCGCCGGCGGCUAUUUUCCGGCGACUAUCGAUUCUUCAUGGAGAAGAAAAUGGGUUUAGAUUCUUUCGAACAACGAUGUAAUAAUGGUGAACGAGAAAGGGUAAACUGGAAUCCGACAAUGGAACAGUAUUUCAUCGACCUUAUGUUGGAUCAGAUGAACAAAGGGACCAGAUUAGGGCAUACAUUCAGUAGACAAGCCUGGACCGAGAUGUCAGCGAUGUUUAACGCUAAAUUCAGAUGCAAAUACCACAGAGAUAUGCUGAAAACCCAUUACAGUGUUUUGUGGAAGCAGUACCAUGACGUUAAGGAGCUUCUAGUGCGGGAUGGUUUCAUGUGGGACGAUGCCCAUAAAAUGGUGGUUUCUGAUUCAUGUUCUUGGGAUGAUUAUAUCAAGGGUCAGCCAGAUGCUGCAAUUUAUAGAGGGAAAUCCAUGCCACAUUUUGAUGAUUUGUGCUUGAUUUAUGCGUAUACAAAAGCAGACGGGAGAUACAGCCGUUCUAGUCAUGACCUGGAAUUUGAUGAUGAAGUCCAAGGGCUGAUUGCCAGUUCUGUUGACGAUGACAUUGCUCUUGUGAAAAUGGAACAUGCAGAACCAGAAUGGACAGCGGCUAUGGACCGAUACUUCAUAGAGCUUAUGAUGGACCAAACUAGAAGUGGAAACAGAAAUAAUGACACAUUCCACAAGCAUGCAUGGAAGGACAUGUGCGAGAUGUUGAACUCCAAAUUUUGUUCCCACUACAGCAUUGGAUAUCUUAAACUCCGUCAUAAGGAGCUCUCCGAGUAUUACUGUGACAUACAAAAUCUCCUGAAACAAAAUGGGUUUUUCUGGGAUGAGGAAAGACAGAUUAUACUGGCUGAAAAUGAUGUAUGGGAUAGCUAUAUCAAGGUGAAUCCAGAGGCUCAAUCCUUGAGAAAUGAGACGUUAUUGGGCUAUCGAGAUUUGUGUUUGAUAUAUGACAACAAGAAAAAUAACGGGCCAAGGAAUCUUGUACAACAUGAUAAAUUCGCUGAGGAUGUUUUCUUACCUGAAAGGAGUGAUAUUGUAGGUCAUUUUUCUGCUGGAAGUGAGAUUCUGAAAGUAAGCUGGACUCCAUCUAUGGACCGUUAUCUGAUUGAUUUGCUUCUUGACCAAGCUUUACGAGGGAAUCAAAUUGGUGAUACAUUCACUGAUGAGGCUUGGACUGAAAUGACCACAAUUUUCACACGCCAAUUUGGAGCUUUCUAUGACAAUGUUUCUUUAAAGCAACAGUUAAAAGUCUUGCAUAGACAAUACAAUGACAUCAAUAUUCUCCUGGAGCAGAGCAGGUUCUAUUGGGAUGACACUCGAGAAACAGUAGUUGCCGAAGAUCAUAUUUGGGGGAACUAUAUCAAGGAACAUCCUGAGGCUGCGGUUUAUAGAAACAAAUCAAUUUCCAGCUAUCACAAGCUGGGUGUCAUUUUUUUCGAUGAAAAUUCUCAUAGGAGAUGCAGUGAGUUGGGUGAUGCAGAUCUUGAGUAUGGUGAGCCGGAUCAAAUUAACAGGGAAUCAUCCGAAUGUCCUUCACAAAGUUAUCGUUUUGUGGAUCACUGGACUCCUCCAAUGGAUCGCCAUCUUAUAGACCUCAUGUUGCAACAAGUUUAUCUUGGCAAUCGAAUAGGUUCCUCUUUUUGUGAUGAGUCAUGGGCAGAGAUGUCUUUGUCAUUUGUAGACAGAUUUGGUCUGCCUCAGAGAAAAGCUCCCUUGAAAACCCGUCACAAACAUUUCAAGAGAAUAUAUGAUGACUUAGAGAACCUUCUUAGUCGGAAAGGAUUUUCGUGGGAUGAGAAAUUGCAGACGGUUAAGGCCAACAACUAUGUUUGGGAUGUGCUCUUCAAGGAUUACCCAGAUGCAAAAUGUUACAGAGGCCGGCGAUAUCCAAACUAUAAUGAAUUUUUCCUGAUUUAUGGGGAUUCAGCCUCUCAUGCUAUAGCUCCCAGACAUAAGAAUGACUACGCAAAAAGGACAGACUGGACACCGCCUAUGGACAGAUAUUUCAUCGAUCUAAUGCUAGAACAAGUGCGUCAAGGCAAUAAGUUAGAUAAAGACUUCAACAAAAUAGCCUGGGAUACUAUGGCCACAAAAUUCAUCUCCCUGUUUGGACAUCGACAUGACAGAGACAUGUUGAAGAGUCGAUUUUUGAUUCUGAGGAAAAGAUUCAACGACAUGAAAACUUUACUAAAGCAGCCAGGGUUUUUUUGGGAUGAAGCAAGGCAAAUGGUACUGGCUGAUCACUGUCUCUGGGAUGCGUAUAUCAAGGAACAUCCAAAUGCAAGAUCAUACCACAAAAGAUCUUUCCCUAGUUUCAAUGAUUUGUUCCUCAUAUUUGGUGAUAGGUGUACUGAUGGAUUGGAAAACCUGUCAUGUCUUUCCACGGAAUCAGGAAAUGUUCCAGAUAUAGGCUUUUGCAGAAGGACCGGAAAAUCUAGUGACUUCUGGGGAAAGAAACGGACUAGAAAUUUCAGAAACGGGGCCCUGCGCUGUAUGAUUGAUUCACUGAAUGAGCAAUUCAGGUUGCAGUGCUCCAAAUACUUCUCGGAAAAUCAGUAUCAAAGAUUGAUGAUGGAAUACAGAGAUGUAACAUAUCUUCUUAAGCAAGAUGGCUUUGAAUGGGAUGGGUUUUUACAGAUGGUGGUAGCCAAAGAUGAUGUUUGGGAAGCUCACAUCAAGGAGCACCCAGAAGCAGCAAGGUAUAGAGAUAGAAGCUUGACUGACUAUGAAGACUUAUGCUUGACUUUUGGCGACAAUGCUUCGGCUUUUGGUCCGGAACCGGAAGCCAAGGACUGCUCUGAUGGCAUCUAUGGAGGUCUGCAGUGCCCAGGAAUGGAUUUUAAGAUGCCCAGUCUGAAGAAACAGCUGAAAUCCCCAACUUACUCACCAGUUUUGCCUUCUAACCGGAAAGUGGAUACCUGUCGCGAUGUGAUGUUUGAGGAUUUGCAUUGUCCAGGAACCGAUUUUGAGACACCCAGUUCAAGAAAACAGCGAGUGUCUGAAACUUCCUCACCAGUUUGGUCUUCUAAGAGGAAACUGCACUGGUCUGAGACAUGUCGAGACCAUGAUACCACUGAAACUACUUUGAAUGCUUCAUCUGAUGGAAUCUUUGGAGAUCCACAGUGCCCGGUAAUGGAUUCUGAGUUGCCCAAUAAGAGAAAACGUCGAAAGUCUCGGGCUUUCUCAUCUGUUUGCUCAUCUAACACAAAAAUACUUAGACCCGAGACUUGCAGAGACUGAGGCCAUUGAAACGGUGGUGGAUGCUCUCAGGGCCAUACCCGGAUGGACUGUGAGCUGUUUCUGGAGGCUUGUAGGGUCAUGGAGGACGAGAGGGAAGGAAACCAAGAAGCUUGUGGAUAUGGAUUUGGAUCGCCGGAGCAAAUGGCUAAGUAGAAAGCUCAUGAAAUGAAAACUUAUCCCAUCUUGCUACUAGGAAAUUGGGCUUCUUUCUGGCUCAUAGAGCUCUUUAUCUUGUCAAAAAAGGCUAAUUUUGUUUCCUUGAUA
Molecule: messenger RNA, 3613 nt
Organism: Tarenaya hassleriana
Lineage: Eukaryota; Viridiplantae; Streptophyta; Magnoliopsida; Brassicales; Cleomaceae
Exons: 13
Coding region: 2-3349 (1115 amino acids)
Source: RefSeq, a predicted model, not a curated record